This is a messenger RNA of Dichomitus squalens LYAD-421 SS1, 792 nucleotides long. RefSeq names its product HET-domain-containing protein. The transcript has a single exon. The record is from RefSeq and is a predicted model, not a curated record. The annotation marks the transcript as partial. NCBI's taxonomy places the organism in Eukaryota, Fungi, Basidiomycota, Agaricomycetes, Polyporales, Polyporaceae.
AUGCGUCUCCUAGACACCUCAACAGCGGAGUUUCGAUGGGUCAACGAGCCACGCCAUGUUUCUUACGCCAUUCUCUCCCAUGUCUGGAUGAAGGAGGGUGAAGGUCCCCCAGAGCAAUCCUACCAGGACGUCCAAAAAAUCAUGAAACAGUCAAAUCGUCUCAAGCUAUGGACCACAAAUCGAAAGAGGCAUUCUAUCCCUCGCGGGGUGUCCGAGAAGAUCAGGCGCUGCUGCGCUAUCGCCCGCGAGCACGGAUUCGAUAGUGUCUGGGUAGAUUCAUCCUGCAUCGACAAGACUAGUAGCUCAGAGCUCUCAAAGGCGAUAAACUCGAUGUUUAAAUGGUACCAGCACGCAGGGGUGUGCUACGCCUACCUCUAUGAUGUGGACGACGAGGACGAGCCCCGGGCGCCGAACUCACAAUUUCGCCACAGUCGUUGGUUCUCGCGAGGGUGGACCCUCCAGGAGCUACUUGCCCCCCGCGUCCUGGUCUUCCUUUCCAAGGGUUGGCGCGUCCUCGGAACCAAGGCGAUGCUUGCGACAGUGAUCGAGGAUGUGACGGGCAUCGAACAUACGAUCUUGACCCACGAAGCAUCCUUGGAUUCAGUCAGCGUUGCGAGACGCAUCUCCUGGGCAUCUCGGCGGCAGACUACUAGAGAAGAAGAUGAGGCGUACUCGCUGAUGGGUAUCCUCGGAAUUCAUUUGCCGACGAUCUAUGGCGAGGGACGCUUCGCCUUCAUCCGCUUGCAAGAAGAGGUACUGAAGCAGACCUCUGAUCAGAGCCUAUUCGUUUGG